GCUUGUCUGUAAAGUAACAAACUUUUUUGGUCACUUUGAGAGAAUCAAGAGGUAUCAUUAUAAAGCUGUACAAAAGGGUUGGUGAAAGCCAUCACAUUUUCUGAAACCUUUAAAGAAACUGAUGUGACAAGAAGAAAGAAUUUUGAAGAAGCAAGUAGGCUAUAUGAGGAGCUUGGUGUAUAGGAAGAUGUGGUGGGUUGUACAUCGACGGAUGAACAAGAGGAACUUAAAUCGUGAUUGUGAGAAUAAGAGAAUAUGUGAGUUGGGGAAAGACUUGGAGGAGAUACUCAAGGGAAGGCUCGAGACGAUAGAGGAGGAACCCGAAGCAGAAGAGCGAGAGUGGUUAGGAGACUCACAGACACAGAAGCCAAUAUUGGUUAAGGCUAAGAUGAGAGUGGAGAAAGGAAAGGCAAUAGUAAAAGCAAAAGUGAAGAGUGGAAAGGUGUUUUACAUGUUGUGUGUCAUUGGCUUAGCCUCUAAACGGGGGUUUAAUGAUCUUCCACCACAUCUCAUAUUGAGACAUGACAACUACAACCAAACCGACCUCAUCUCUGCCAUGUCCGAUAUGAGAAGGCAAUCUUACAACGGUUUUGUCAUCCUUCUCCGUUUCCUCAACGAUACAGAUUACUUCAGGAACACAGAUAUCACUUUCUUGAUGCCUAGCGACAACGAUCUUUCUCAUGCAGACAUACAUCAAGAGAAUCUUGAGUCAUUUAUCCUAAGACAUACGAUCCCUGCGUGGCUUAUGAUCAACCACAUGCUUCAUUUCCCUAACAGAACUCUUGUUCCUUGUAGCGUGUCGUCUGAUAAAAUGUUCACCAUCACAAAAUCUGGAGGGUCCGGUAUAUAUGUGAACAAUGCGAGGAUCGUUACUCCUAAUGUUUGUCAGAAUUCUCGUAUAUCUUGCCAUGGAAUCAGCGACGUUAUUACAUUCAACCAAGACUCUUUUCCGACGAAAAUGUUGUCAUCAGAUCUUAGAAACAUAAGUUCGCGGAGGCAUUGAAGCUUUCUCUUUGUCUCAUAAGAUUCCGAGGGUGUAAUUAAAGACUAUCUUCUAAUGUUUCCAAAAUAAUAACAGUUUUAGAUUUCUGAUAGUCAUAUGUACGAGUUGAAGUGUGCCAAUUUUUAGUUUGCAUGUUGUUGCAAAGUUUUAUUUAUCAAAUAUAAUGGAAAAACAAUAAUUCACCCUCUAAGUCUAAGGGUCCGAAUGGUAACA
Messenger RNA from Camelina sativa (false flax), 1216 nucleotides. RefSeq lists its product as uncharacterized. NCBI's taxonomy places the organism in Eukaryota, Viridiplantae, Streptophyta, Magnoliopsida, Brassicales, Brassicaceae. The record is from RefSeq and is a predicted model, not a curated record.